CUCUGAAAAGCCCAGAUAUGGGUUCUUCAUGGCGAGAAGGCUCCGAAAAGAAAACGAGGAAACUGGAAAACGAAAAUUCUGCCGAGACACUGCCUCUAAUUCUCGAAAGUGAAGCAAGUCUAGUGAUCAAGGAUGACAACAAUUCAAAGAUGGAAGAGCAUCGUACGAACUUUAGCUUUGUGCUGGAUUUCACAUCUUGGCUUGUAUUUAUCCUCACUAUAUUACUACCAUUCUUCUGGCAUCCGUUACCAAAGAGAUUUCUUCGUAUAGAGACUACUAUCAUGACAGGGAUUCUGAUCGUAUUAGGGAAAGAACGUAAGGUAUCCGCACUCACUGUGCAAGAGAUGGUCUUUGUCGGAGAGAUAUCGUAUGCUCUUUAUCUCAUUCAUUGGCCCGUACUCGUUAUAAUGGAAUACUAUUAUCCCAAGGACCCAUUAAAUCCCUAUGUCGGAGUGACAGUUUCCUUUCUUCUCGCUAUGCUGGUGUAUCGGUUUUACGAAAAAAAAUAUUUGCAAUGGUCACCGCCUAUUAUAUGCUUUUUAAUAUGCGUUCUAUUCGUCGGCUGUGCUUACCUAAGUUCAUUAUCUACGAAGAAUAUUAUCAUAAAUCGGAAUAUUGAUUACAACAACAUCAAAAUCGAAGACGCCGCUUGGAAUCUAAGUUGUUGA
This is a messenger RNA of Cylicocyclus nassatus, 668 nucleotides long. NCBI's taxonomy places the organism in Eukaryota, Metazoa, Nematoda, Chromadorea, Rhabditida, Strongylidae. The record is from the annotation of a GenBank genome assembly.